This is a messenger RNA of Salpingoeca rosetta, 1032 nucleotides long. RefSeq lists its product as uncharacterized. Gene Ontology annotation, molecular function: calcium ion binding; 2-oxoglutarate-dependent dioxygenase activity. Bases 1 to 1032 code for a protein of 343 amino acids. The transcript has 12 exons. Lineage: Eukaryota; Choanoflagellata; Craspedida; Salpingoecidae. The record is from RefSeq and is a predicted model, not a curated record.
AUGCGCGGGGCGGCUGCCCAUUAUCCUGCAGUUGACGCCUGGACAAGCGACGAAUACAUGAGCCGCAAAGCGCAACACGAUAUCAUUGACUUUGAGGUCCAUCGCGUGGAAGUUCGCAGCGCCGGCACAGGAUCAAUUGAUGUGCCGACGUUUCUUCAACAGUAUGCAAGAGCGGACGUGUACGCCGUAACUCCAGUGCCACCAGGGUUGGCAGAGGACGUGUACCUGCCAAGCAGCAUCGCCUGUGGAAAUUACACGGAAGUGAAAGCGAUGAUGUGGAUGGGUGGUGGUACCACCAUCAGUGUCACGCACACAGAUUCGUACGAGAACAUCAACUGCGUUCUUCAAGGCAAGAAGGUGUUCAUGAUUUGGGAGCCAGACACGCCCAUCCACAAGCACUCGCGGUGGCGCCGUUCAUUUCUUGAGGUCCCGAGCUUGGACAUUGACGAAGAAACAGAAAACAUCUUCAGAGGCCUCACCCACCACCGCGUCGUGCUGUCUCCCGGCGACUGCCUCUUCAUCCCGCAUGGAUGGUACCACAAGGUGUUCUCGUUUGGUCGUACAAUUGCCGUGAACACGUUCUUCCGCACUCCGUUUGUCUUCAACGCCUCCGUGUGCAGCGCAGACAGACGCGAAGGGGAUGACAUUUCCUCCAUUCCAUUGUCGCAAACCGUACUCUUUUACAGGCCGACAUGUCUCGACAUUUUGGAUGCGCUCCUGUCUGGUGCGCAAGUGUCGCUCGGGCGGUUCGUGGGCGGGAUGGGCUCUUCGUCCGCAUCGCAGCAGCAACUUGAGGUUUUGUUCAAGCGAUUGGAUGAGAACGAUGACGGGCUGCUGACGCGAGAAGACGCAACCGCGUUCCUCCCAUUCCACGUAGACGAAUCAGGGGAGUGGCAUCAGGCGUCGCCCUCGGAUGCCGGCGUCGUCGAGCAAGAAGGGCCACUGGCAUUCAAGCCGGCGUGUCAGGAACUGAAUUCCGUUCAUCUCUACGCACGGCGGGUGCCCGACUUGGAACAAUACAUGAAAGCAUGA